Cyclocybe aegerita is the source of this 780-nucleotide messenger RNA. NCBI's taxonomy places the organism in Eukaryota, Fungi, Basidiomycota, Agaricomycetes, Agaricales, Hemipholiotaceae. The record is from the annotation of a GenBank genome assembly.
AUGCGCAACUUAAUCAGUGUCGUGGAGCUAUUUCCCUUCGAGACGCCUCCUGGCGAUGGUCCAGUACCCCUGGUCGCUACCUCUGUGGUCUGGUCCGAAAACUCCACAAUCUAUAUCGCGAAGGAGCCGUCCCUCAGGAUGAAUCAAAUCACCCCCCAGGUUCUCGAUACCCUCGUUGGAAGUGUCAUACCAAAGGAACAUAUAUACCCGCCUUGGAUCGAUGGCGUAACAGCAGCCCCGGACCCCAUCCCUCCCGAGAUAUAUGUCAAGACUUGCCAGAGACUUCACGACUAUGAUGAGACCCAAUCCAUUGCCGACGGUGUCGCAGACGAGAUCAAGAUCAUGGAGGUCAUCUCUAAGAAACCUCACCCCAAUGUCUGCCACUAUCAUGGCUGCGUUAGGGAAGGGGAUCUCAUUCGGGGCAUCGGAAUCAGAAAGUAUAAAUGCACGUUGUGGGAAGCUAUUUCGAGGAAAAAUGAUGUUGAGAUCCCUCCUUUCGACCACGAUUCUGUCCUUCAGGGCAUACAAGCUGGAUUGGACCACAUUCACUCCUUUGGUCUUGUUCAUAACGACAUAAAUCCAAGCAACAUUAUGCUCGACGAAGCCGGCAAGGCAGUUAUAAUUGAUUUCGACUCUUGUCGAGCCCUCGACACACCAGCAGGCGGGGGUACCCCCGGAUGGACGAAUUUCGCCACAGUUUCGCAGAUCGAAAAUGACAGGUAUGGCUUGGACCUGAUUUCCAAGUUUAUGCGAGGAGAAUAUGACGGCAGAGACUACUAG